UCUAACCUAUUAUCAUGCCUAUGCGGCAUUGCGGCACAUGAACAAAUGGCACAUUGCUUUUCAACCACUUUCCUUUCUGAGUAAAUUUUUAAUUUUUCAUAGAAGUGCACUAGUGCAGUGAAUGCUGUGAUUGAGGGCCCUUCAUCAAGUUAACCGAGAUAUGGCCUUGUUUUGCGCCGAGCUUCAAGUUGUUGUAGUUGAAUAAUUGUGUACGUACAAGUUCUCUUCAUAACUCACACAGGCACUAAAUACCGGUAUAUCACCUCACUUUAAAUUAUUCUUACAGCCAUAUGAUGCUUUUUAGUCAUUGUCUAGGACGCCAAAUCACUGUUAGAAGUUGCAAUUCCAUCCCCACUCUCUCUCAUGUAAACAAGAUUAUUCAGAACUAUGUUGCAAACAUUCAUCUUGGCAUGGUGAAACGCCUCACUUCUCCAUCAAAUUGUGAAAAUACCAAUCAAACACCUUUGUAUAUAGACUACUCUCCAGAAUUGUCAGUGAUCGAUGAACAUUGCAGUGGUUCUGAUGUAAUUAUCUGCCAGAACUUCGUAAAUGAAAAUGAAGAGCAAAAUCUACUAUUAGAAAUUGAGUCUGCCAUCAAGCGUCUUCGAUAUCAAAGUGAUCAUUGGGAUGAUGCAAUUCAUGGCUACAGAGAGACAGAGAAAGCAAACUGGAAUCCAAGCAAUGCAGUUAUAAUCGAAAGAAUAAAAAAAUUUGCAUUUCCUCCUGGCUCACCAACUAUGAAGCUUGUGCAUGUUUUGGACUUGCAAGAAGAUGGAUUCAUCAAGCCUCAUAUUGAUAGUGUACGAUUUUGCGGCAAUACUGUUGCAGGCUUAAGUUUGAUGACAGAUUCAGUCAUGAGAUUUGUUUCUGCUAGCAACAAAUCUUUGAAAAUUGACAUAUUUUUAGCUCGGAGGUCUCUGUAUAUUAUGAGGAAUGCAAUGCGUUAUGACUUUACUCAUGAAAUUUUGCACAACAAAGAAUCAUUUUUCAAUGGAGAACAAGUCCACAAAUCAAGAAGAAUGUCUGUUAUUUGUCGAAAUGAACCCCCUCCGUCUAACCUCUGAGUCUUCAGUCAAUGAUAAUUUUGGCUUCAAUAUCAUCUCUUUGACAAGUAUCAUUCAGAAGUGGAUUGAAGUGAAUGAAAUCAAGAUAGAAAGUAGCUGGAUGAUUUUGCCUUAUCUCAGUAAGUGCACUCAGUUUGCCUCAAACAUUUAUAAUUCUGAAUGUUUGAAAUAUUCAUUUCAGGUGUUCAACAAAUUAUAUGCAUUCAUUUUAAAUUCUUUGUAAAGUGUUAGCCUCACCAUUUCUGUGAAAUGAGCAUGUCCUGUUUAGUCAUUUGUAAGAGCGCUUAGGCUGAGCAACUCAUUGUUUAAAUUGUCCCAUUUAAGCUAAUUUUGAUGAUAAUAGUUCACUUGAGAAUUAUCUCUUCUCCACCUGAAAACUUAAGCGAUUUGAAGGGGUGUUACUAACAUAGUUUUGCGGGUCAUUGCCCUUAAAGCAUUUUUUGUGAUGUCGUACUUGGCCUCAUCAUCUUGAUCGAAUAAGUUAUCUGUAGCUUUGUGUGGACGUGAGUGCUUCUUCCAUUUAGAUUGCUUGUCUUUAGCUUUGCCAGAGUUUUUGAAGGAUUUACCAGAUUUUUAGCAACCAUUUGGGACCAUUAGGUAUACGAACAUCAUGAUUUUCAUCUGAUGAAGUAUCGGAGAUAGUUUUUCCUCUCUUAGAUAGCUGACCCUUUCCUUUGUUUUCUCCUCCAGACUCUGACACCCUUUUUUGACAGGUAUCGAUCUGCAGGCAUCAGCAAUGCAUGUCUUAGAGUUAUUUGGAAAAUUAGAUGAAGAAAUGUGUGUUGCAAAUGAUAUUAGCAUCGAACAUUUUCCUAAAAAAAAAUUAAAUGAAUUUCAAUGCGUUCAGAAUCUUUUUUUUUUUUUUUUUUUUUUUUUUUUUUUUCAGAAAGAGAGGGUAUUCAGAGAGUUUUAUUCAAAAACCCUUGCUUAUUAAAUCAAAAUCUAUUUUUCAUUCUUUAGUCGAUUUGUCCUGCAAUUAGUUCAUGUAUUUUCCUUCAAUUAUUUUCAUUAAUUUUGCUCCCUUUUACUUUCCACACCCGCAACUAUCUCUUGUACUAUGUCUUCUCUUAUCUCUAUAUAUACGUUUAUGACAAAGUAAUAACAUUGUCAAGGUUCACCUCUUAAUGUGUAUUCGUUGCUCGGUUUUAAGAUUGAAAUCCUCCUAAAAUGUAGUUGAAAAUUGGUGACCACCAAAUCAGCAAUGAAUUUUUUUCGUUUCAUUAUAACUGCUUUUUUUUUAAAAAAAAAAAAAAAAAAAAAAAAAAAAAAAAGUAGAUUCCAAUGAUCCCUGCGAUCUGGAUUUUGUAUCUAUUUUCUUAGUAAGUGAGAGACCAAGAGUUAAAACAAGAGAGGAAGAUAGAGAAAUACGGUUUUGACAGCCGAAACAAGGCUCCGCCAUGUCAUUAAUCUUAUCUAUGCACAUUUCAUGGAUUUUAAACCAAAACACUACUCUCAUCUUGUUUUGGCGAGCCACCUGUCUCAAAUUUUUACUUCCUUUUGUUUGAAACUUUUGGUCACACUUUCAAGAAUAUCAUGAUAAUUCCAACUAUGCCGGUCGCUGCGUAUUUUAGUGAGUUUGGAAGUCUCCAAAAUUUUUGACUCACAAGUGGUCUAAGUUAAAAUCCUAGAAUCUACAUUCAGUUUUCCAAAAUUUAUCAAGGAAUAAUGAUGGAUCAAUUAUGUACAUUUUACAUACAAUGUAUUUGACAGCUGUCGAACUAUAGUAAGUUUAGAAGCCUACAGACUUUGACUUAACAAGGGUUGCAAGUAAAAAUCCCAGCAUUUACAUUCGGUUCUCUAAAAUUUAUCAUAGACUGAUGACGGACUAAUUAUGCAACAAGACAGUUGCAGCAGCGCUUUUCAUCCCAUAGAAAGUGUGCACACACCUGAAAGAACCGCACGCACCUGCUAGGAUGAAAGGACCGAA
Messenger RNA from Bemisia tabaci, 2991 nucleotides. Its product is annotated as alpha-ketoglutarate-dependent dioxygenase alkB homolog 7, mitochondrial. Gene Ontology annotation, biological process: DNA damage response; fatty acid metabolic process. Gene Ontology annotation, cellular component: mitochondrial matrix. The record is from RefSeq and is a predicted model, not a curated record. Lineage: Eukaryota; Metazoa; Arthropoda; Insecta; Hemiptera; Aleyrodidae.